Molecule: messenger RNA, 388 nt
Organism: Pongo pygmaeus (Bornean orangutan)
Lineage: Eukaryota; Metazoa; Chordata; Mammalia; Primates; Hominidae
Product: beta-defensin 107A
Exons: 2
Coding region: 89-301 (70 amino acids)
Biological process (GO): innate immune response
Cellular component (GO): extracellular region
Source: RefSeq, a predicted model, not a curated record
UCAGGGCAGUAGAACAUAUUUUAAUCAAUGCCCCUUGAUAAAAGAGCUUGAUUCCAGCUACUGCACUUCCUUCAUCAGCUCUCCACUGAUGCCUGGAGCCAUGAAAAUAUUUUUCUUUAUUUUUGCUGCUCUCAUUCUUCUUGCUCAAAUUUUCCAAGCCAGGACAGCAAUUCAUAGAGCACUAAUUUGUAAGAGAAUGGAAGGUCACUGUGAAGCUGAAUGUCUUACCUUUGAAGUAAAGAUUGGGGGCUGUAGAGCUGAAUUAGCACCAUUUUGCUGCAAAAACAGAAAGAAACAUUAAAAACUAAGCACCAGCUGCAAGAAAGAAAGAGGUGAAGUUCUCUGGCUGCGAUAUCAGUGGGAUAAAUCUCUCUGGACCGUCUCUCUU